UUAAAUCCAACCAUUGUUUACACUAUGCCGACUAUUAAUGCCUGGUCCUGGAAGCAUUUAAGAAUUGUUUUUAUUUUACUUUCUCUGAUUCUGUCUCUAAAUAUUUUACUGAGUUUUUGUUACCCGCGGACUUCAUACAACAUAGAAUCGCUGAAGAAAGCAGAUUUUUACAGGCCAAUUUUCCAAGAAUAUCUGGAUACAUUUCCGACGCUACAUCAAAUACAGAAAAAAGAGACCAACAAACUAGAGGCUAUUUAUGAUCAUUGCGAGAAAUUAUGGAAUGGACAAGCAACAGAUAUUCAGAUCAACAGCUCUAUUAACAGAAAAGGUCACGCGUUGGAGUACCUCCCGAGAAAUAUGUUGGAUAAUUGUGACGAUUACUUUACUAGAAGGUUACAUUUUUACAACACGGAACCAGUUACCGAGUUUGAAGAGAACUUUCCCAUUGCGUUUAGUUUGCUAGUUUACCACGAGUUCGAUCAGCUUGAACAGAUGUUGUUGGCGCUUUACAGGAGACAAAACUUUUAUUGCAUCCACGUAGACAACUCCUCUAGCGAACAGUUCAAAAGCUUGGUUUCUAAACUCGCCAAGUGUUUUCCCGAGAACGUCAUCAUUCCGCGUCACCCGACCGACAUCGUGUACGCUUCCGCUUCUCAGGUGAGGGGGGAACUGAACUGCAUGAUAGAGCUGUUGGCCUUCUCUGACAAGUGGAAAUAUCUGAUCAAUCUGACAGGGGAGGAGUUGCCCCUGAUGACUAACCUGGAACUGGUCACGGUGCUCAACAAAAUGAAGGGAUCCAGUCUCGUAGAUGGUCCCUUGUCCCUAGACGAACACAAUCGCUACCCCGAAUCAAAGCUUCCCUUCGGCUUGAAAAAAUUCAAGAGUCAAACUCACGUGGUGUAUCCUUACGACGCAGUUAUGUUCCUCAAGGAGAACCAGAACUUGACAGAUACCCUUCUGCAAUUCUUGGAACCCUACAAGUACCCCGAGGAGUCCUUCUUCGCCCUGCUGCAGUUCAAUCAUCAUAUUCAGUUCCCAGGGGGUCUUAAGAAGGAGUGGAGUGAGACGAAGCUUCCUGUGCUCACUUACGAGACAGAAUCCAACAGUUAUUUCUUGCGAUAUAAAAACUGGGCUUUCCAGAAAAACUACAAGUGUCUUAGUAAGAAGAAACAGCGCAACCUAUGCAUGAUUGGAGUCCGGACUCUUCCCGAAUUGGUGAACGAGUUCUAUGGGAGACAAAUGUUUAUCAACAAGUUCCCGUGGAGUUUCGAACCCUUUGCCUGGGACUGUAUACUCUCGUGGAACUACCGGAAAGUUCAAACCGAGUACAAAACAAAGAAACCAGCGCUGCUACAUUAUUCGUUCUUGGACAACCCACAAUUAAAAUUCACCAGGAAAUACGACGAUAAGUGAAUUGAAACACAGCGAAAAUACUGUAAACAAAUAUAUGAGUAAGUUAAAAAUAUUAAUUCAA
Molecule: messenger RNA, 1474 nt
Organism: Symsagittifera roscoffensis
Lineage: Eukaryota; Metazoa; Xenacoelomorpha; Acoela; Convolutidae
Product: beta-1,3-galactosyl-O-glycosyl-glycoprotein beta-1,6-N-acetylglucosaminyltransferase-like
Exons: 5
Coding region: 25-1413 (462 amino acids)
Cellular component (GO): membrane
Molecular function (GO): acetylglucosaminyltransferase activity
Source: RefSeq, a predicted model, not a curated record